Messenger RNA from Chlorella variabilis, 1617 nucleotides. RefSeq lists its product as hypothetical. The coding region runs from base 1 to 1617 and encodes 538 amino acids. The transcript is spliced from 5 exons. The record is from RefSeq and is a predicted model, not a curated record. Lineage: Eukaryota; Viridiplantae; Chlorophyta; Trebouxiophyceae; Chlorellales; Chlorellaceae.
AUGAUCCUCAGCCUGGCUGGGGACAACCUGGUGCCGUGGACGGGGGUGAAGAGCACCCAGGCGCUGGCGGCGGUGGCCGGGGUGCUGGCAGAUGGCGGCCUCGCUGUGGUCGGCGCCGACACGCAGCUGCUGCGUGCGGCGGGCAACGCCAGCUCGGGCGGCGGCCGCCGCCUGCGCCGACGCCUGGCCGACGCCGAGGCCUCGGGCGUGGCCGCCAUCCCCAGCCUGUACACCAUCAUGGAGGCCGCCCUCAUCCGGGCCACAGUGCAGGCGCCAGCCGGCAGCCAGGCGGCGGUGCAGGGAGUGCUGGUGGCGUCGGCGGCCUCUGGCAUGCUGGCAACGCGCAUGCGCCUGCGAGGGCUGGCAGUGAGCCAGGUGCAGGUCAUGUCAGUCUACCCCGGCACCACCAACCCGCCCAACCUCACCGCCCUCGUCCCGCUGACGGUGGCCAACCUGUCGGAUGCGUCGCCCCCCAGCCCGCUGUCUGCCGUGGGCACGGGCUUCCCGGUAUCCAGCAGCGGCGGGCUGGGGACCUGGGAGAUACUGGUCAUCGCCGGGGCGCUGCUGGGCGCGGCGGCGGCCUCGGGCGCCCUGCUGUGGUGGCUGUGGCGCCGCAAGCUGGCCAGAGACGGUGCCGCCAAGGCGCCCCCCGCCUUCACGUUCGACGGCAAGGAGCUCAAGAAGUCGCCGCCGCCGGUGCGGCGCACCCACAGCGUGAACAGCCUGGACCUGGAAGGUGCCUACACGCCGCGGUACCGCCAGCCCAUCACCCCCCGCCGCGCCGCGCUGAAGCAGAGCGGCUACGGCGCCACCAUCAGCGUGCACGCCUCUGCCGCCGGCGGCGGCAAGCAGCUGGCGUCCGGGGUGCAGCUGCUGCCACGCGCUCCCGGCGCCGGCGGCGCGCGCAUGCCCGUCAGCAUGGCCCGCACGAUGGCGGCGGUGGCGGGGAUGCAGGAGGCGCGGCGGGCCGGGGUGCAGGCCGAGCGAUACGCCUCGCAGCAGGCGGCGGAGCAGGCGGCGAUGAGGGAGUACCUGAAGAGCAAGCCACCGCAGGUGAUGUGGGAGGACGAGGCGGCGGCCCGGGUGGCGCGCGUCGCCGAGCGGCUGGCCCGCUCGCAGAGCCGCCUGAGCUCGCUGCCGCCGGGCAGCGUGGCCAGCCGCCCCUCCAGCUACACCAGCGCCGGCACCAGCAGGGCGGCGUCUGAGGCCAGCUAUGCUUCCUCCGAGAUCCUGCCCGCCGAAGGGCCCGGCUCCCAGGCACCCUCCACGCACAGCGCGCACAGCGGGCGCAGCGCGCAGUCCGUGGCGCAGCUGCCGCUGGGCGGGCACGGCGGCGCGGCGCGGCCGGAGCAGCUGCAGCGCGCGGCGGCGCGCGUGCAGUCGGGCAGCCCGAGGCGCAGCUCUGCCAGGGCACGGGGCUCGUUUGCCGUCAAGGAGGUGGAGGGCGGCAUGGCUCAGGCGAUCAGCCGCCUGGCUCGCGCCUCCUCCGCCCCGCACGAGGCGACGGUGCCCCCCCUGCACGCCAGCCGCACCGGCCUGACGGGGGCCUGGGUGGCCUCUGGGGGGCGCUUCAACUCCUCUGAGGUGCUGGAGGGCGUGGAGGAGGGGCUGGAGUGA